AGGACCAAUAUGAAGCAGGCGCAGCCCGCCCUUUAUAUAGUUUCAGGCGUUUAUUUUAUGCCUGCUAGCCUUUCACUGAUGCACAUGAUUCCGAAGAAGCGAUUGGUCGAGGGCGGUGUCUGUCAGACGGCGAGGGCGUAGCUCUGUAUUUCGCUCACUGUCAGAGCUCGAGGGACUAAACGAAGGGUUCGUUUCCGUUUGUAGGCUGCGGAAACCGAGUUUCACAGAGCUACGCAAGCCGAACAGAGACCGAUUGGAGCUCGAUCCUACGACUGAGAGGAGGAAAUUGGACAGUAUUGAGGAAGACCUUGUAAUCAAAAUACCGUCCAAAUUUACACUAAUAUUACACGUUAAUAGCACUGAAACUCAGUGCCUGUGAAGAUGGGAGAUAAGGCGGGGACCAGAGUCUUCAAGAAGUCCAGCCCCAACUGCAAGCUCACAGUAUACCUGGGGAAGAGAGACUUUGUGGAUCACCUAGACCAUGUAGAUCCAGUGGAUGGAGUGCUACUAAUAGACCCAGAAUACCUAAAAGACAGAAAAGUCUUUGUGACUCUGACCUGUGCGUUCCGAUACGGUAGAGAGGACCUGGACGUUCUGGGCUUGUCCUUUAGGAAAGACCUCUAUAUUUCCACCUUCCAGGCCUUCCCUACCCUCACCACAGAGGAAGGUAAACCCCUCAGCCGGCUGCAGGAACGACUGCUGAAGAAACUCGGCCAGCACGCCCACCCAUUCAGCUUCACUAUCCCUCAGAACCUGCCCUGCUCAGUCACUCUACAGCCAGGACAAGAGGACACAGGGAAGGCCUGUGGAGUAGACUUUGAGGUCAGAGCCUUCUGCGCCACGACUGUAGAGGAGAAGAUACAUAAAAGGAACUCUGUGCGUCUGGUGAUCCGUAAGGUGCAGUAUGCCCCAGAGAAGCCUGGUCCUCAGCCCAUGGUGGAGACAACACGAUCCUUCCUACUGUCAGAUAGAUCCCUACACCUAGAGGCCUCCCUGGAUAAAGAGCUCUACUACCAUGGAGAACCUAUCAGUGUGAAUGUCCAUGCGACCAACAACUCCACCAAAACAGUCAAGAGGUUGAAAAUCUCAGUUCGCCAGUAUGCUGACAUUUGUCUGUUCAGUACGGCUCAGUACAAGUGUCCUGUUGCACAGGAAGAGGCAGAUGACCAGGUGUCCCCCAGCAGUACGUUCUGUAAGGUGUACACCCUGACUCCCACGCUCACCAACAACCGAGAAAAGAGAGGCCUGGCUCUGGACGGCAAGCUGAAGCACGAAGACACCAACCUGGCCUCCAGCACCAUAGUGAAAGAUGUGUCCAAUAAGGAGGUUCUGGGGAUCCUGGUGUCCUACAGAGUCAAGGUCAAACUAGUGGUGUCUCGCGGAGGGGAUGUGUCGGUGGAGCUGCCUUUUGUUCUAAUGCACCCCAAACCCUCUGACCUACCCAUCUCCAGACCUCAAUCAGGUACAGACCAAUGUGUGUUUAAUAGAGACAAAUAUGUAUUAGAAAAGUGUUUUGCGGGAAUAUUUACCUGUUUUGAAAUGUCAUUACUUUCACCCACAGUCGUCCCAGAAACAUAUGCCCCAGUUGGCAGUAACCUGAUAGAGUUUGAGACAAAUAAUUUCUCUCAGGAUGAUGACUUUGUGUUCGAGGACUUUGCCCGUCUGCGGCUGAAAGGAACGAAGGACGAUGAGGAUGACCACUUGUGCUAGCUCUCCCUCCCCCAGGACCAUGCACCUGAACCUGGGGAGAGGUGCUAGGCGAGUCCCUGGUCUCAUGUUGUCUCCAGGCCAGUAGGCUCAACUUCAGAAAGGGAGAGCAGGAGCACUCAUAUAUAUUCUAUUUUUCAUUUCCCCCCCCUUCUACUUCUUCUCCUUCUCCUUCUUCUUCUUCUCUCUUCUUUAUUGUAUAUCUUUGAUUCCAUUUUCCAUUUCUACUCCUUUGUUUUUUCACGCGUUUGUUUGCGAAACAGAGAGAAUGAGAGAUGAAACAGAGAGAUUUAUAGGAGUGUCGAGUCGACAGUCUCUGCUUUAGGAAAUCCUUCUAUAUGUUUUGGAUCCACUCUUUGAUUCAGGGUUGAUGUUAUAUGUUCUAUACGCUCUAUAGGUCCCAGCUUUAUAAGAAGUGGGUAGACAGACAGAUAUACAUUUGUCAUUAUUUACAUGAUUGAAUACUAUGGAACCUAAGGUUGCAAAAUUCCCCAAAUUCCCAGAUUUUCCAAACAUUUUGGUCAGAAGAAUCUGGAUUUCCAACUUAUUCUCUCCUGAUUCUGGGAAUCUUCCAACCAAGAUUUCUGGGAAAACCUGGGAAUUUUGAGGAAAGUUUGGGGAAUUUAGGCAAUCCUCUAUGUAACUGUAAUGUACAGGACUGCGUUGCUGCACAACUACUUAGAGGGAACAUGAGUUUAAUAUUUUAGUUAAUUACAUUGUUAUGACAUAGUUAUAACCAGUUAUUACACUGUAAUUACAUUGUUAUUAUGCUACUAUUAUUACACCUUUACCUUAUCCUUGACACCCAUUAUACCCAAUAUGUAACUCAAUACUUUACCCCUUUAUGGCAAGUGUGAAACGAUUACAUAUCCUCACAGUGAGGGAGUGAGUGUGUAAGUGUAUUGUGUGUGCAGUGCACUUACAGUUAUUGUCACAGGGUGUAAAGUGUACUUACAGUCAGCUACAGUGAGCGUUUUAGUGUAGUGCAGUUACACUAAGGGUGUGAGUGUGAUGCAUUCAGCGUGAGGAUUCAGGUGAUCGUAUGUACAGACAGUGUAUUCUGUUAAGGACUACAUAGGAGACUUCAGGCAGCAAAACCUACACACACACACACACACACACACACACACACACACACACACACACACACACACACACACACACACACAUGCACAGAUACACACACACACACACACACACACACACACAUGCACAGAUACACACACAUACACACACCCACACCGCCUACAUUCAGCGGAUGCCAUGAACACGAUAAAUAGCUAUUCUUUUACGUUCAUGAUUUUUCCAAAAGUCGUUUUCUUGGUAGGUCAGGUGUCAGGAAAGGGGUGGGAGGGAAAUUAAUGGAGAAAAAAACAUUUAUUUUUGUUGUAAUAAUCGGCAGAGAUAUAUAUGUACUUAAAUGUUGCCAUUAUUUGUAUUUUAUUCUUAAGACAUUGUUUUAUUUUUUAUUAUUAAAAAGUCAUAGGUGAUAGGUGAUAUGGACCAACUGCUGUAAAUAUUCGUACGGUUCCGUUCAACUCAACAGCCAAUAGGUGUUCACUAUAGAACACUGCAGUCCAAUGACCGAGCAAAGUUUAUAGGAUAAUCAGUCACAGAAUCCCACGGUUUAUAGGAUAAUCAGUCACAGAAUACCACAGUUUAUAGGAUAAUCGGUCACAGAAUCCCAGUUUAUAGGAUAAUCGGUCACAGAAUCCCACAGUUUAUAGGAUAAUCAGUCACAGAAUCCCACGGUUUAUAGGAUAAUCAGUCACAGAAUUAACAGUUUAUAGGAUAAUCAGUCACAGAAUCCCACGGUUUAUAGGAUAAUCUGUCACAAAAUCCCACAGUUUAUAGGAUAAUCAGUCACAGAAUCCCACAGUUUAUAGGAUAAUCAGUCACAGAAUCCCACAGUUUAUAGGAUAAUCAGUCACAGAAUCCCAGUUUAUAGGAUAAUCAGUCACAGAAUCCCACGGUUUAUAGGAUAAUCAGUCACAGAAUCCCACGGUUUAUAGGAUAAUCGGUCACAGAAUCCCACAGUUUAUAGGAUAAUCAGUCACAGAAUCCCAGUUUAUAGGAUAAUCGGUCACAGAAUCCCACAGUUUAUAGGAUAAUCAGUCACAGAAUCCCAAAUCCAGGUUCUCAAGGACCCCUUAGUAUGCUGGUCUUAGUUCUGAAACUGUUUCAGUUAGUUAACUUACAAUUAUCUAUCAACUUAAUUUAAACAUACCUCAUCAAUUGAAUGUAGUUUCAUAAGUCCACUUUAAAUUUGAUAAAUAAGUUCCGUUUUGAAUUGUAUAGGAAAUCAGAAUAACCAGGAGCCCCUUGGGACAAGGAUAUGGAAAGAUGGGCUAAUACUGUAUAAUCUAGAUUGUAGACACUUCAUAGGCUAUUACAGAGUACGUUGCAGUCAGUUAUGGGAAUACUGUAUGUCUGUAAAGGUGUUUAGGUGCAGAAUGAAGAUAGAUAGGGAGGAUUGAUUGAUCGAUUGACACUUGGCUCAUUUAUCAGAUUGGAAAUCACGGUGUUUGAACAGGUUAUAUAUGUAUAUAACAUAAAAGCGGAAAACUAUCCACCUAAUAUAUCAUUUCAAAGAGGGACAAGCUUCAACUAUGACAAGCCAAGAGGAACAAAUGACUAAGCCAGCAAAUGCAAUGUAACAACACUGAUCACCUCUUCUUAUGAAAAGUGUUGAAUUGAUUGUAGCCGUUGCCAUUUUGGUUCAAUGACAAAAAUGUUUUUUCUUAACAUGAAAUGUGUGGCUUCAUUCAACUUGUGUAAACCCAUCAACAAUUGUCCAUGGUUAAUGAGAUUUAUAUUGAUGGUCACGUUAACAAACAAUGUUGCACAUUAGUUUUUACCCCUUUUAAAUGCACCAGACUGUUACUAACACCCAGAGGAUGACGUCAUAGGCUGAGGUUAUAAACAGGGUGUAAUCAUAGAAAGAGAAUUUCUAGAAUUGACAUCUCCAUUCAAGUCAUGUUUAUUUCCCUUCUUGUAAUUAUAUUUCUAUGGGUGUGAUGAUGUCAAUCAAAACACACUAGUCAUGAAGCUUCACAAUUAGGUUAUAAAGGUUCAUAAGAAGGUAAUAAACGUCAUACUGUGUUCAUGUUAUGAAUGGAUCGACGCAUGGCAUUCUAAAAAUGCAGUGUCUUAAAACACUAUGAACAAUUUAGUGAUAUAGAACUUCCAGAAGCUCUCUUAGGGACCAUGUAAAUGUUACAAUGAGCUAGUUUGUAUUUAAAGUGGCCUCUUAUGAAGCAGUAUGCCUUAUGAACCUUCAUAGCACCCUUAUAAACAGCCAUAAAGGAUGAUGAAACUGUGUAAAAGAAAUAAGGCAUGAAAGGCUGUCAUAUAUUGAUGUCACAGCUAAGGGGCCUCUUGUGCUUGCUUUAAUAUUCAGUUAUAUCAUGUUUUAUGACUGCAUCAUAAGGUGCUAUGAAUGUUUAUAUGGCAUUAUAAGACUUUGCAAGAGACCACUUCAGGUAGUUGUGUUACCAGCUUUUCCUUUGUUUGUUAAUCUGGAUGGUGAUCGUCCUCGUAGUCAAGUGUAGAGAAAAACAAAAAAACUUAAAGUGGAAGUUCAGUAUUUCACAACUUAACCAUGGAUUAGUUUCCCCACAGACUACUUUUAGGUUGAGGAACCAUCUAAAACACUCAGUAAAAUACUGAACUUCUCCUUUAAAAACAAAGAUCUUCUAUAUUUUCUCCCCCUUCCAACUUAGUUGAGGUAUCCAUGGAAAUGGACGGAAUCAUGUUGGUUUGUAGACUAUUGAGUCAAGACUUCUAUUUUAUUUUAAGGACAAUUUUAAGCUACUACAACUAUUACUACUGCUAAAAUUGAGAUUCAUAGAGAACUAUACUUAAACGCUACCUGAUAAUUUAAUAAAUUCCCAGAUAAAGUAAGACAAAGUAUAUUGUUAUUAAGGAAACCAAGAUACUGUAUAAGCAAUAUGUUAUUUUAGUCAAUAAAAUUGAACAAAAUCACAAUGAAAAAAAAAUGUAAAAGGUUUAAAAGCAUUGGAGAAUAUAUGUCGCUUCUUUAUUUUUUACUGCAUUUUAGAAAAUGUACAUUUUUAAAAACAGUUAACAUACAAAA
This is a messenger RNA of Salvelinus fontinalis (brook trout), 5803 nucleotides long. RefSeq names its product arrestin red cell-like. The transcript is spliced from 14 exons. Gene Ontology annotation, molecular function: angiotensin receptor binding. Lineage: Eukaryota; Metazoa; Chordata; Actinopteri; Salmoniformes; Salmonidae. Bases 382 to 1710 code for a protein of 442 amino acids. The record is from RefSeq and is a predicted model, not a curated record. Gene Ontology annotation, cellular component: cytoplasm. Gene Ontology annotation, biological process: signal transduction; positive regulation of ERK1 and ERK2 cascade; G protein-coupled receptor internalization.